Leptosia nina is the source of this 1398-nucleotide messenger RNA. The record is from the annotation of a GenBank genome assembly. NCBI's taxonomy places the organism in Eukaryota, Metazoa, Arthropoda, Insecta, Lepidoptera, Pieridae.
AUGGCUCUGUUCAAAAUUACAUCUUCAAGAUUAAUUGAAAUACAGAAAAUAUGCCCAACGGCAACUAUUCUGCUUCGCAACCUGAGCGCUGAGAGCACGAACCUCAAAAGCGUCCUUCAGGAGAAGAUUCCAAAAGAACAAGAGAAAAUCCGCGAAUUGCGCAAGAAACAUGGUGCGACCAAAGUUGGCGAUGUCACCGUGGACAUGAUGUACGGUGGAAUGCGCGGUAUCAAGGGCUUGAUCUGCGAAACCUCGGUGCUGGAUGCUGAUGAAGGUAUCAGGUUCCGUGGUUUAUCUAUUCCCGAGUGCCAGAAGCAAUUGCCAAAAGCCAAGGGCGGUGAUGAACCACUACCUGAGGGUCUGUUCUGGCUCCUCAUGACCGGUGAAGUCCCAACCGAUGCCCAGGUGGCUGCUAUCUCCAAGGAAUGGGCGCAAAGAGCGGAAUUACCAGCUCACGUCGUAACAAUGCUGAACAACAUGCCGAGCAAGCUGCACCCCAUGUCGCAGUUCUCAGCUGCCGUUACUGCUCUUAACAGCGAGUCCAAGUUCGCGCAGGCGUACUCUGAAGGUGUCCAUAAGUCCAAGUACUGGGAGUACGUUUACGAAGACGCGAUGAACCUGAUCGCCAAGCUGCCAGUUAUCGCAGCGACGAUCUACCGCAACGUGUACCGCGAUGGGAAGGGAAUCGGCGCGAUCGACGAGAACAAGGACUGGUCAGCCAACUACUGCACCAUGCUCGGAUUCGACGACCCUCAAUUCACCGAGCUGAUGCGUCUCUACUUGACCAUUCACAGUGAUCAUGAAGGUGGAAAUGUGUCCGCUCACACAACUCACUUGGUGGGUUCUGCCCUCAGUGACCCCUACCUGUCGUUUUCAGCUGGUCUAAAUGGCCUUGCUGGACCACUCCACGGUCUGGCUAACCAGGAGGUGCUUAUCUGGCUAGAGAAACUCCGCAAGCAAGUGGGUGACAACUUCACUGAGGAAAGCCUCAAGGAGUUCAUUUGGAAGACAUUGAAGUCUGGCCAGGUGGUGCCAGGUUAUGGACACGCUGUUCUUAGGAAGACUGACCCCAGAUACACUUGCCAGCGUGAGUUCGCCCUUAAGCACCUGCCAAACGACCCUCUCUUCAAGCUCGUCGCAGCCGUUUACAAAGUGGUCCCACCAAUCCUAACUGAGCUCGGCAAAGUCAAGAACCCAUGGCCCAAUGUAGACUCGCACUCCGGUGUAUUGCUACAGUAUUAUGGUCUCAAAGAGAUGAAUUACUACACCGUUAUGUUCGGCGUGUCCCGUGCUCUGGGUGUGCUCGCUCAGCUUGUCUGGUCUCGUGCCCUCGGAUUCCCCAUCGAAAGGCCAAAAUCCUUCAGCACCGACGCACUCAUCAAACAGCUGGGCAAAUAA